AUGAAGACGAAGAUGAAGAUGAAGAUGAAGAUGAAGACGGCGUCGACGCGCGCGACGUCGUCGUCGGACGCGUCGUCGUCGGCGGCGGCGGCGAAGGACGAGGAGGACGACUGCGUGCUCGCGACGAAGUGCGCGCGCAUGGCGAACUUCGUGUACAAGGGCGGCGGCGUCGAGUCGUGGAUGGCGGACGACGGUUUACAGACCAAGGCGAGAGGCGUCACCGGAGCGACCGGUUGGUGCGUUUGCGACGACGUCGAAAGGAACGCGCGAUUCAUCGUCGUCAGGGGCGCGGCGUGGAGCCAGCCGGAUACGGAUAGGAAUAAGUUGUCGUGGCAAAUCGCGAAGAUAUGGCCGCAAGCGUUGCGAAAGGAUCGAAAAACGCCGGUGGUGUGUCAUCAAGGGGUGUACGAGAUGGUGGAGGAGUUUUGGAGGGACCUGGUGCCCUGGUUGAGCGAUGAGACGUUCGAUGGGACGUAUUAUUUCACCGGGCACUCGCUCGGCGGGUCGAUGGGACUCGUCGUCGCCGCGAGGGCGAGAGAGUUGGGAUUGGAAGAGGCGAGAGUGGGAGGGGUGUACACGUUCGGUGCGCCGCCGGUGUUGGCGUACGAUCGAUUGGCCGGAAACGGUCCCGGUUCGUCGAUCGACGACGAGCCAGAGGUUGGCAUGGAUGAGAUUUUGCGGCUCGUCGGAUUCACGCGCGGCGCGUCCUUGGUGAAGCAGUACGUGUUGGCGAAAGACGUCAUUCCAAGGAUGUGGCUCUCUGCCGAUCCCGUGUUCGUCGCGGCGACGAAAACCGAUUUUAUAGGCGGUUUACUCGAUUGGCGCCGCGAGACGUUCGGGGAAGGGAUGUUCACAAAGAAUAGAUUCUUGUACGAAUCCAUCGGCGAUUUGUAUUGGCUCGAGUACGCCGACGGCGAGCAAGGAAAACCGACGUUGAGUCGGUACGGCGGCGACGACGUCUUGACGAAGCUUCGGAUGAAUUUAGACGACAUCACACAGUCGCCGCUCACGGCGUGGCAAACGAUCGGUGAUCACAACUCGCAAGCUUACGUCGACGCGUUGCAAUUCCUCACCAUUCGUCGCGUCAUCAACCCGUCCAAACGCUAG
This is a messenger RNA of Ostreococcus lucimarinus CCE9901, 1107 nucleotides long. RefSeq lists its product with no specific name. The coding region runs from base 1 to 1107 and encodes 368 amino acids. Lineage: Eukaryota; Viridiplantae; Chlorophyta; Mamiellophyceae; Mamiellales; Bathycoccaceae. Gene Ontology annotation, biological process: lipid metabolic process. Gene Ontology annotation, molecular function: glycerophospholipid phospholipase A1 activity. The transcript has a single exon. The record is from RefSeq and is a predicted model, not a curated record.